Messenger RNA from Morchella sextelata, 579 nucleotides. RefSeq lists its product as uncharacterized. The coding region runs from base 1 to 579 and encodes 192 amino acids. Lineage: Eukaryota; Fungi; Ascomycota; Pezizomycetes; Pezizales; Morchellaceae. The record is from RefSeq and is a predicted model, not a curated record. The transcript is spliced from 2 exons.
AUGAAUCGGCUCUCUAUAGACCCGAGCACCCUCUCCAACACCCAGCAAGAGCUGGAGCAACUCUUCGAAAACACCAUCUACGACAUCGACGACGCCGAGCUCCUCGCCCACCGAUCUCUCCAAAGACCCCGCACGCCCUCCCAAGAGCUAGCACGCCACUUAACCAGACUAACACUACACAUUCCGGGGCGGUCCAACGGUGCUAGCGCCAGCCCUCCCGAAACCUCAAUCGAGGACCUAACCCUCCUAUUCUCGCAGCUAUCACUCGAGCCCACUCCGCUUUCGCCGGCUAGUGCACUCAGGCUUGCGCUUCGAGAGGCGGUGGCAACGCCGCUGGAGGGCAUUGCGGAGGAGGACGAGGGGGAGGAGAGUGAUGGGACUAUGUAUAGCUGUGACGAGGGGGGUAGUGAGCGCGGCAGCGAGGGCACGGUGAAUGAGUGGGAUGAGUGGGUGUUGGAGGAUGAGGAGGAGGUGGAGGUGCAGGUGGCGGAUGAAGAUGAGGUGGAUGCGGAGGCGAAUAGGGUUAUGGAUGCGAUUGUGUUCAAGUCGUGGAUUCAGGUUGUGCCGUGGGUUGUUUAG